Messenger RNA from Cladophialophora immunda, 1685 nucleotides. RefSeq lists its product as uncharacterized. Gene Ontology annotation, molecular function: acetyl-CoA C-acyltransferase activity. Gene Ontology annotation, cellular component: peroxisome. The transcript is spliced from 3 exons. Lineage: Eukaryota; Fungi; Ascomycota; Eurotiomycetes; Chaetothyriales; Herpotrichiellaceae. The record is from RefSeq and is a predicted model, not a curated record. Gene Ontology annotation, biological process: phenylacetate catabolic process; fatty acid beta-oxidation. Bases 134 to 1399 code for a protein of 421 amino acids.
CGAACAUUCCUAUAUAACACUCGAGGACGGAAGAUUCCACAGCCUCGAAUAUCUUGAGUCCUGUCUUCUUUCCGUUUCUUGUUUCCUAGUAAGUGACCUGUCUACUCCCCACCAUCCGACCACACCCAGCACAAUGAGCGCCCAACGACGACUCGACGCCAUCUCGGGCCAACUGUCCUCCACAUCCGCCACCACCCAAUCUCCAGGCCUGCAGAAAAUCCUCGAGAAGAACCCCGACGACAUCGUCAUCACAUGUGCCACGCGCACGCCGCUCACAAAGGCCCGAAAGGGCGGGUUCAAGGACACCCCGACCGACGAGCUGCUGAUCCAUGUCCUCAAGGCCAUCAAGGACAAGUCCGGCAUCAACCCCGACCUCGUCGAGGAUGUCUGUGUGGGGAACGUCCUCCAGCCCGCCCCGGGCUUCGUUGCCAGAAGCGCCGUUCUCGCGGCAGGAUUCCCCGUCACCACGGCCACGAGCGUCGCCUCCAGGUUCUGCUCGUCGGGCCUGUUGAGCAUCCAGACCCUCGCCAGCUCCAUCGCCAUCGAUGUGAUUGACGUCGGCAUCGCCGUCGGGCUCGAGAGCAUGUCCUCCAACAGAGACGCCCCGCCUCCCAUGAGCGAGACCAUCAUGUCCCACCCGAUCGCCAAGGACAAUGUUGAGCCCAUGGGCUGGACGUCGGAGAACGUGGCCCGCGACUUCCACAUCACCCGGGAGAUGCAGGACAAGUUCGCCGAGAUGUCGCACAACCGCGCCGAGAGGGCGCAGAAGGAAGGCUGGACCAAGGACGAGAUCUCGCCCGUCACGACCAAGUGGAUCGACCCCAAGACCAAGGAGGCGAAGACGGUCACCGUGGACAAGGACGACGGCAUCCGACCGGGCACCACGUACGAGGGCUUAGCCAAGAUCCGCUCCGCCUUCCCGCAAUGGGGGCCGACUACUACGGGAGGCAAUGCGUCCCAAGUCACCGACGGCGCCGCGGCCGUGCUGAUGAUGAAGCGGUCGACGGCCCAGCGGCUGGGCCAGCCCAUUAUCGGGAAGUACGUCAAGAGCACCGUCGUCGGGCUGGAGCCACGCAUCAUGGGCAUCGGCCCGAGUCUGGCCAUCCCCAAGAUCCUGAAGAAGACCGGCCUGACCAAGGACGACGUGGACCUCUUUGAGAUUAACGAGGCGUUCGCUUCGAUGUACGUUUACUGUGUCAAUGAACUCGGCCUGGACAUCGACAAGGUCAAUGUCCGGGGUGGUGCCAUUGCUAUCGGCCACCCCUUGGGCGCCACCGGGACCCGACAAGUGGUGACGCUGCUUUCCGAGCUGAAGCGGCGGAAGCAAAAGGUCGGUGUCACGAGUAUGUGCGUGGGCACGGGCAUGGGCAUGGCCGGUGUCUUUGUCUCGGAAGCAUAGUUAGUUAGAUGGUCCCGUUUUAAUAGGCGCUGGCGAAGAGAAUGGCUAUACAAAGUGGAUCUCGGACCCAUGAAUCCAUCCCAAAGCUCGCAAUCAGGCUGUCAUGACGGGUUCGCUUGCCACACGAAUCGUGAUUCGCAUUUCACAGACCUUGCAGAAACGCCAAUGUCCGGUUAAGAACGUGGUCACAAUACCCCAUUGAUAUUGGGAAGGCUGGGGGUGCCAUUAUGCGUGUGAAUAGUUGGGACUGCAGGCCUGGCUAUGAAGCAGAGCGCUAACGAAGGAU